Messenger RNA from Melopsittacus undulatus (budgerigar), 1426 nucleotides. RefSeq names its product mothers against decapentaplegic homolog 6-like. The record is from RefSeq and is a predicted model, not a curated record. Bases 50 to 1096 code for a protein of 348 amino acids. The transcript has 4 exons. Lineage: Eukaryota; Metazoa; Chordata; Aves; Psittaciformes; Psittaculidae. Gene Ontology annotation, biological process: SMAD protein signal transduction; cell differentiation; transforming growth factor beta receptor signaling pathway. Gene Ontology annotation, cellular component: heteromeric SMAD protein complex. Gene Ontology annotation, molecular function: I-SMAD binding; transcription regulator inhibitor activity.
CGAGCGCGGCCCCGUCCCUGCGCACCCAGAUCUGCUGUGCUCGGCUCCCAUGUUCCGCUCUCGCCGCUCGGCGCUGGUGAGGCGGCUGUGGCGGCUCCGCUGCGCGGCCGCCGGCCCCGAGGACGGCCCCGGUGCGCUCAAACCCGCGGCCCAUGCCCUGUUCAAGAAGCUGAAGGAUGAGGAACUGGAGCUGCUGGUGCAGGCGGUGGAGACCCGCGGCGCCUGCGAGGCCGGCUGCGUGUGGGCGCCGCGGGGGGAGCCCCGAGGGGGGCCCAAGCAGGCGCUGCCCCCCCAGGUCCUGCUCUGCCGCCUCUACCGCUGGCCCGACGUGCGCCAGCCCCAGGAGCUCAAGCACCUCUGCUACUGCGCCGGGGGCCGGAGGGGCUGCGGGGACACGGCCGCUCUCUGCUGUAACCCGCAUCACUUCAGCCGCUUGGCUGUGCCCGAGACCCCCCCGCCCCCCUACUCGAAGGUGUCCUGCGGUCCCUCCUGGCCGGAGGAGCCCCCGUUCCCCAGCACGCAGCUCCUGGAGCUCAGCUACGACGGUGCGCACCGGCGCGACACCAGCCUCUCCCGGAGCACCAGUAAGGACGGCUGCUGGUGCAAACUGGCUUACUGGGAGCACCGCACGCGCGUCGGCCGCCUCUAUGCCGUGCACGAGGCUGCGGUGAACGUGUUCUCCGAGCUGCCCCGGGGCAGCGGCUUCUGCCUGGGGCAGUUACCGGCCGCUCACCGGAGCCGGGCCGUGAGGAGGGCACGGGGCAAGAUCGGCCGGGGGCUGCUGCUGAGCCGGGAGCCGGGGGGGGUGUGGGCCUACAACCGCAGCGAACACCCCAUCUUUGUCAGCUCACCCACCCUGGGCCCCCCCGGUGCCCGUGGGCUCCCGGUCCUCAAGGUGCUGCCUGGUUACUCGGCCAAGGUGUUCGACUACGAGCGUGUGGGGGGGGCCGGGGGCCGGCGGCUGCCUGGGGAGGGUCCCUGUGACCCCCAUAGCAUCCGCAUCAGCUUCGCCAAGGGUUGGGGACCCUGCUACUCGCGGCAGUUCAUCACCUCCUGCCCCUGCUGGCUCGAGGUGCUGCUGGACCGGCCGCGCUGAGGGGCUGCACUGGGGGCACGGGGGUGCCAGGGAGACCCCCCCAAAGCGGUUGGCAAAGGGGGGGCAUGAGCUGGGGGGACCCCCCCACUGCCCCCCAGCCUCUCCCUAUAGUGAGGCUGUCCUGGCCCAGGGCACCCUCUGCUCCAGCCUCGGGGUGGGGGGGAGCCGGUGCCCGCAGUGCCUGGGCCCUGCUGCCCGGCCCCAGACCUCUCCUUGGCCCUGGGAUUUAUUUAAUCUCUUUCUCUCUUUUUUAUUUUAUUUUAAUGGUUAAAUUUAUUUUAAUUUAUAUUAUUUUUGUAAAAAAAAAGCAAAGCUCGAGGCAGGAGCCCC